Molecule: messenger RNA, 1914 nt
Organism: Oryza sativa Japonica Group (Japanese rice)
Lineage: Eukaryota; Viridiplantae; Streptophyta; Magnoliopsida; Poales; Poaceae
Source: RefSeq, a predicted model, not a curated record
UCACGAUGUCAUCGAUAAGGUUCACUUCACCUGCAUGCCCAGCCAAUGAGCCAGCAAUCGCGUUGUUCCUGCUGCCGCGAAGAGCUGCAGGUGUAAGACUGCCACGUGUCCUCUCGCCUCCACAUUACAAAACGGCCGCCAGGGAGCAACGAGCUUUGUGAGACUGUGAGCUAACUCCUGCAGCUAGCUGAAGAAGAAGAAGAAGAAGAAACCAGCGGCCAAGUACGUCGUCGUCGGCCAUGAUGUCCACCACCACCACCAGCAGCGCGGCGGGGUCGCCGGUGUGCGCUCGUCGGCGGCAACGCGUGUUCGUCGACGUGCCGAGGCGCCGGGCGACGUCGUUGGCCAGGGUCGAGUACGCGAAGAUGGCGCCGCCGCCGCCGCCGCCGUGCUCCGUGCGCGCCGCGGGCUCCAAUCCAAUUGGCUGCCUCGAGGUAGCAGAGCCGUGGAGCGGCGCCGCGCCGCCCCCGCUGCCGCCGCUGCCGGGCCAUCUGCAUGUCGCGGCGCCGGCGGCGGAGGACGACGACGACGCGCUCGCCGCCGCCGCCGCCGCCGUGCCGUCCGAGCAGAGGGUGCACGACGUCGUUCUGAAGCAAGCGGCGCUCGCCGCGGCAGCGCCCGAGAUGCGGAGGCCGGCGCAGUUGGCCGAGAGGGAGCGCGUCGCCGGCGGCCUGAACGCCGCCUUCGAUCGCUGCGGCGAGGUCUGCAAGGAGUACGCCAAGACAUUCUACCUCGCGACGCAGCUGAUGACGCCGGAGAGGAGGAGGGCAAUCUGGGCGAUAUACGUGUGGUGCAGGCGAACGGACGAGCUGGUGGAUGGGCCCAACGCGUCGCACAUGUCGGCGCUGGCUCUCGACCGGUGGGAGUCGCGGCUGGACGACAUCUUCGCCGGCCGCCCCUACGACAUGCUCGACGCCGCCCUCUCCCACACCGUCGCCACCUUCCCCGUCGACAUCCAGCCGUUCAGGGACAUGAUCGAGGGGAUGCGAUUGGACCUAACGAAGUCGAGGUACAGGAGCUUCGACGAGCUCUACCUCUACUGCUACUACGUCGCCGGAACGGUCGGGCUCAUGACGGUGCCGGUCAUGGGCAUCUCGCCGGACUCGAGGGCCAACACCGAGACCGUCUACAAGGGGGCACUGGCUCUCGGCCUCGCCAACCAGCUCACCAACAUUCUCAGGGACGUCGGCGAGGAUGCAAGAAGAGGCAGGAUCUAUCUCCCAAUGGACGAGCUCGAGAUGGCCGGACUCUCUGAAGAUGACAUCUUCGACGGCCGCGUCACGGACAGAUGGAGAUGUUUUAUGAGGGAUCAGAUCACGAGAGCGAGGGCGUUUUUCAGACAGGCCGAAGAAGGCGCCAGCGAGCUCAAUCAGGAGAGCCGAUGGCCGGUUUGGGCUUCUCUACUUCUGUACCGACAAAUCCUUGACGAGAUCGAGGCCAACGAUUACAACAACUUCACCAAGAGGGCCUACGUCCCAAAGGCAAAGAAGAUUGUGGCUCUGCCUAAAGCUUACUACAGAUCACUCAUGCUCCCCUCUUCAGUGAGGCACUGCUCUAGCCUAACAUCAUCAUGAUCAGCUUGUGGUAUUGUUGUUACAAUUUAUCUUGUAUUCAAGUCUUGCAAUGUACAAAGUAUUGCAGUAUCUGCAAAUAUAUGUACACUUUAACAUUGUGUAUAUAUAGGGAAGUUUCUAUGAAACAGAGUAGUGUAUAUAUGACCAUAUUUCAUAGGUCAUACUACUCUUGCAUAAUGCUGUCAGCUUAUCACUCAUUGCUUCAGUCAAUCAGCUAGGUUGUGAAAGUACCUAACUAUCUAUAUGAAAUAUUAGUCUUAUCAGCAUGGAUGUAAGAUGGGUAUGUACCCCCACAAAGAUUUCCAAUCUAUUAGUCAAAAACAGCAACGUUUUUUUUAUA